Molecule: messenger RNA, 531 nt
Organism: Eimeria necatrix
Lineage: Eukaryota; Apicomplexa; Conoidasida; Eucoccidiorida; Eimeriidae
Product: phosphoglycerate mutase family protein, putative
Exons: 3
Biological process (GO): positive regulation of mitochondrial fission
Cellular component (GO): mitochondrion
Source: RefSeq, a predicted model, not a curated record
AUGCGGCGGGCUCGCGAGACAGCGGAAGUGAUAGCAGCAAAACUUGCUGCUGCUGCUGCUGCUGCAGAGCGCCCAGGUGUACCUACAGAUCAAGACCCGCUGCUGGCAGAAGGAGUCCCAGCAAUGCCGCUGCCUCCCUCCACUGUCUUCAAGCCUACGCAGGAAACUGUUGACAAGGACAGCAAGCGAAUAGAGGAAGCGUUUCGAAGGUAUUUCUACAGAGCGGCGGGGCCUGACCAGCAGCAGCAGCAGCAGCAGCUCCUGCUGCAGCAGCAGCAGCAACAACAAGAAGCAGCUGCAGCAAACAGUAAAGUUUCCACAAGCGGCAGCAACAGCGCCAGCAGCAGCAGCAGCAGCAGCAGCAGCAAGCCGCCAACUGAAGAGUACAGCAUCAUUGUGUGUCACGGCAACGUGAUCCGAUACUUCUUUUGCAGGGCGCUGCAGCUGCCGCGCUGCGCGUGGCUGCGGCUCGCUGCAGCAAACUGCAGCAUCUCGUGGCUGUCGGUGGACAGCAGAGGUUUUGUGUCUGCG